Molecule: messenger RNA, 2571 nt
Organism: Rhopilema esculentum
Lineage: Eukaryota; Metazoa; Cnidaria; Scyphozoa; Rhizostomeae; Rhizostomatidae
Molecular function (GO): protein binding
Source: RefSeq, a predicted model, not a curated record
UCGUUUUGAAUGCGGAGACAGGGAGGCUAGAAGUAUUUUGUAAAAACUGGAUUGUGUUGAUAAAUUUAGAAAGUGUUGGAGACAAAUUGUUGAGUCAGCCUCUCCAAAAUGAGAAAAGUCCAUUUCCACGGGUCAUGGCGUGUUGUUCAACACAAACUUAAGGAUGAAACUGUUUUCGAAGAUUAUGGCAAUUUUGUCAAGAGCUUCAAUCAGUUUAGUAUAGAAGGAUCUUAUGUUGAAUUUGACAAGGAUGGAUUUUGUAAAUGGAUUCCGCAUGCCAAUGCAGAAAAAUAUCCCUUUAUGGAUGCCAAAAUUUUUUCAAUAAACACCAAGAAGGGCUUAUGGAAACUCUGGAUGUUUACUAACAAUGGAAUACCAAUCUCAUUUGAUGUAUCGUUCCAUGGUGAGGAUAUCAUCCUUGCUCAUAAAAUUGGGUAUUGCUUGCGGCUACAAAAGGUGUCCGACAAGAUAUCAUCUGAUGUCGGAUUUACUCUGUUGGAAGCUCUGACGAAUGAAGAAUUCUCGGAUUUAGAAAUCAUUGCAAAAAAUAGGAAAGUUUUCAAAUGCCACCAAUGCAUUCUUGCUUCCGUCUUCCCAUGCCAAAAGUUUGAUUCAGAGAAUAACUUCCUUUGUGGUGUGAGUGAAGAUGGGGUAUAUGCAGCCCUGUAUUAUGCGUACAGCAGAUGUCUGCCGGAAGAUCUAAUGCCAGACAAUGCAAAGGAGCUUUUAAAGGCUGUCCAUAUGAUGGAAUCGACCGAUGUAAUAGUGAAAGAAAUCGAAGAUUUUUUGGCAGAGUCAGACGUAAAACAAGUUCUAGAGGCACUAACAAUGGAUAUUAGCUGUUGCUUUGAGAAGAUUAUUCAACUAUUAGAUGGAGGAAAGCUGUUAAAUGUUCAAGAUAACGCAGCUAAUUUCUUCGCCAAUGAGCCAAAUAGGCUGGUAGCAAUUUUCAAGCAAAUUUUUGAGGAACUGUGCUUGGCUUCUGCCAAGUUCCUUCUAUGGUGUGAUAAAUUUCACCUAAAUCGAGACAAAUUGAGAAAACGAACUCGCCAAGGCCUUUGUAAGAAAUUCGUAAAUAUGAUUUUAGGCCACAUAAAGAUCCUGGAGGCAGAGCAAGAUUACUUACUAGCUGCUCUUGAAUCUUCGUCACCAGAUUCCAUUUCUGCCCUUGGAGAAUACAUCUUACCUCAGGUUGAACAGAUCUUUGGUAUAGCGGACGUUCUUCAACGAACUCUCAAAGAAACAAUUAAAAGUAUAGUGACGGAUAUGGAGGAGUCUAAUGCUAAACUUCGGGAUCAGCAAAAAGGACAUAGUUUCCUGUGGAAGAUGAAAAACAAGAUGUUAAUGAAAGUUUUAAUGACAUUUACUGACAUAAACGAUGACAUGAUGGUCUUCUUUGAUCAAGUCAACGAAUGGAGUGAAACAAUGCAAUCUGCAAGUAAUGCAGAGAAGGCUCUGUACUCAGCUAAGAAAUUGAAGGAAUACCUCAAAGCGGUACUGCGCGACAAAAACAUUUUGAACAUCAUCGUGACAAACGGAAAAAGGAAAAAAAGUUUGGUUUUUCUCCAUAUAGUUGCCUCCCUUGUGGCAUAUGUGCUGGAGAUGGUUAGAAGGCAACGUUCAAGCCUAGGUCCUGUUAUCGAAUUGUUCCCUAAAGAAGUAUUUGGAAAUGUUAUGAAGGAUCUUGGUUUGACUGGCGACCAGCAACAGUUGGAUUGGAGAGAAGAGUCACUUGGUUCUAAAGAGAUUCUUCCACAGCAGUCAGAGGCCUUUAAAAUAAACGAAAAUGGUACAGUUGGUUUUGAAAAGAACACUGCCUUAUCAACCAGCUUGGAAAAUCUCCUUGAAACUUCUGCCUUUGCAGACUUGGUGUUUGUCGUGUCUGGUGAUUCAUCGAACCAUGUUGAUUUGAAUGCUGAACCUAAGAACGUAGACCAGGCUGUUGUGUUCAGAGCUCAUCGUGUUGUUGUUGCUACCAGAUGUAACUGGUUUCGUAUAGCCCUGGGCAGCGGUAUGAAAGAAUCGUCUGAAAGAAAAUUUCAAAUCGAGGGUUGUGACCCGGAGAUUUUUGGGCUGUUUCUACGAUAUUUGUACACGGGACACAUAGCGGAUAUAGAUCAACUUUCUGUGCAGCAAGUAGCAAGCAUUUUAACGCUGGCUGAUCGGUAUGAGGUUGAAGACCUGUUACAGUUAUGCGAAAGGCGGCUAGUUGCAAGCAUAAACGACGAGAAUGUUUUGUUUCUGGUUGCUCUUGCUGAUAGCAUUUCAGCUGUCACUUUGAAGAGUGUGGCUCUUUCGCAUAUAAAGAAAGAAAAACAAAAGAUACUUGGUUCUGAAGACUUUGCAAGUUUGCCUGAAGAUUUAAAGAAUGAAUUACGACAGAUCGAAACCGAUCCAUUGUUUGUAUGAAAUCAAGCUAAACCUGCCGGCAGGAUGAUUCGACAAAUGCCAAGUUUUCUUGCUGCAAUCGAUUCAAUCUUUGCAUCAUGCUAAAUGGAACUGCAAUUGCAACCAGAAAGUGGAUGCCAAAAAGCUUGAAUUUUUAUGAUAAAAUAAAACAAAAGAAUACCA